Messenger RNA from Saprolegnia parasitica CBS 223.65, 1677 nucleotides. RefSeq lists its product as hypothetical. The transcript is spliced from 6 exons. Gene Ontology annotation, biological process: regulation of membrane potential; potassium ion transmembrane transport. The record is from RefSeq and is a predicted model, not a curated record. Bases 1 to 1677 code for a protein of 558 amino acids. Gene Ontology annotation, molecular function: voltage-gated potassium channel activity. NCBI's taxonomy places the organism in Eukaryota, Oomycota, Saprolegniomycetes, Saprolegniales, Saprolegniaceae.
AUGUUGACGAAGUCGAUGCUGGAGCGCAUUCCGCAGCUCCACGAACGCCGGUCGCGGCUUCUCGACCAAUACCAGAUCCGGCUCCGCUCGCACCGCUUGUCGGCGACGAGCACGCUUGUGAUCUAUGUGCCGUACUUGAUCUACCCCACGAGCCGCUGGUAUCGACUGUGGCGCCUCGUGCUCGUGCUCCUCACGUACUAUCAGCUGGUGACGAUUCCGUACGACGUGGCUUUUCUUCCGUGGGCCAACCCGCGCGACGACGCGAUGGGUCUCCUGACCAAUGCCCUCUUUGCCCUCGAUCUCGUCAUCAAUUUGAACACGGCGGUCCGCGUCUCGGACGUGACCUUCAUCACGACCCGGAAGCACAUUGCGCGCAUCUACUUUCAUAGCUGGUUUGUCUCGGACGCACUCUCGAUCGUGCCCUGGGACGUGCUCGUGCAUGCGAUGACGCACAACGGCAGCGACGUUCCGAGCUCGUUGGUGAGUGUUUUCAAACUCUUUCGACUGCCGCGCAUUGUCCGCAUGUACUCGCUGGUGCGGAUUCUGCGCUUCCUCCGCGUGCCCGACGAAUACAAGCGCUGGGUGCUCUACUCUCGCCACGCGCAUUUGAUUCGACUCUUGUCGCUCGUCGCGCUGUUUAUGUUUUUGGUUCACCUCCUCGCUUGCGUCUGGUACAGCCUCGUCGUGCCCGAGCUCUGGAUCGAGACGACGAGUUCAAGCUCCACGGACGGGUCGCUCCUCGAUGCGUAUACGCUGAGCGCCUACUAUAUUGUCACUACUGUCACGGGCCAAUCCAACGUGCUCCAGACGAAUGCACAGUAUGUCUUUUCGGCCGUCAUCAUCAUCCUCGGGUCGCUCUGGAUCGCCGUUGUCUUUGGCAACGUGGGCAAUUUGAUUGCCAACUAUUAUGCCAACCACGACCUCUUUCAGCAAAAGUACUACCAGACCAUGUACGUCCGCCACGGCACGCUCAAUGGCAAGCCGUUCCAAUUCACAAAAGAGCUCUCGAAAAAUCUCUCGGUCGAAGUCGGGCUCUUCCUACGCAUGAACAUGAUUACGCGGUCCCCGAUGUUCCAGCCGUGCAGCCCCGAGUUUGUCCAGGAGCUUGUCAUGCAGCUCGGCUUUCAGGUCUACCUCGGCAACGACUACAUUGUGGUGCGUGGCGAAGUCGGCAGCGAAAUGUACUUUGUCCAAAACGGCAUUUGCGAAAUGCGCCAGCCCACGUUCAUCGAGGCGUCGUUCCAACGCAAGGAGGUGGGCGGCGUCGACCUCAAGGCGUGCCGGACGCUGGAAGAAGGCGAUCAUUUUGGGGAGCUGGCGCUGCUCAUGAACGUCAAACAUGCAGCCACGGUCAAGGCGGUCACAUUCCUCGAGCUCUGCGUCUUGAGACGAGACGUCUUCUUAGCCGUCACGGACAAGUACUGUGACGACAAGACGGUCAUUGAGAAAUUCAUUGUCGACAAGUACGACCCGGCCGUCAUGGAGUCGCUGCUCGCAAUCCAGAGCAACCCCAAGCAAGAGCACCAACGGUCGAUUGUCGCCUACAUCGAAAAGCUCACGGACCGACUCCACGACAUGCAAGACGCGAUGGAUGUGAUGCAAAACCAACUCUCGCUCCUCGAAACAAGUGGCGCCAAGCCGCCGCUUCGAAACAGUGCAAGCACAUAUUUAUCCUAA